GGCAAGCUGUGUUUUGGGUGAGCGUCGAAGCGCGUUUGCAUGCACGUAUGAUGACAGGAUGUAGCGGUUGAAAUAGUGGAAAAGAAAACCGUAUUGUCUAAGAUAUUGCGAUGUGACAAACGGCUACCAUAGAAAUGACUCUGACAAUCGCGAGGGCCGGAGCGGAGCGUACGGACGGCAGGUCAUGACGGCAGACCGGAUCAACCCGACUGCUCGCUGCAGUUGCGCUUUUGUUUAAUGCAACAGUGGAUUUUCACGAUUUUACCAAACUCCCAGAAAUAGUUGCAAUACUUUACAACUAACCUGCAAGCCUUUGAAAGCAGCGGCAUGGCGAGCCAAAACGAUUGCUCUGUGAAGGUUUCUUUAAGGAUUCGUCCCCAGAUGGCGAAGGAACAGAUGGAGGGCUGCCAGGUGUGCACGCUGGUGACCCCAGGAGAGCCCCAGGUGCUGCUGGGGAAGGACAAGGCCUUCACCUAUGACUACGUGUUUGACAGGGAGUCGUCGCAAGACUCCGUCUACCAGGCCUGCGUCCACAAGCUAAUAGAGGGAUGCUUCCAGGGGUACAACGCAACCGUCCUUGCCUACGGACAGACGGGCUCAGGAAAGACCUACACCAUGGGGACGGGCUUCGAGGUCGGUGUGUGUGAGGAGGAGCAGGGUAUCAUCUCACGGGCAGUAAAGCAGCUGUUCCAGGGCAUCGAGCAGCGCUGUGCCCACGCCCACGAGACUCACACUCCCCCGCCACAGUUUAAAGUCAGUGCCCAGUUCCUAGAGCUGUACAAUGAGGAGAUCCUGGACCUGUUUGAUGGAGCUCGGGAGCCUGACUGUCGCAGCAGGAAGUCCAGCAUCAAGAUCCACGAGGACGCCAGUGGCAGCAUCUACACCACCGGAGUCACCUCCAGACUCGUCUGCUCCGAGGACGAGAUGCUGCAGUGUCUGAAGCUCGGUGCUCUGUCCAGGACCACGGCCAGCACCCAAAUGAACGCCCAGAGCUCGCGCUCCCAUGCCAUCUUCACCAUCCACCUCUGUCAGAUGAGGGUCUGCCAGACAGCACUGGAGGGUGGUGGAGAGAGCAGGGAGGUGAGCACUGGAGAUUCCUCCUCCCUGGCCCAGCCUGAGUAUGAGACACUGAUGGCGAAGUUCCACUUUGUGGACCUGGCAGGUUCUGAGAGGCUGAAGAGGACCGGGGCCACUGGGGAGAGAGCCAGGGAGGGCAUCUCCAUCAACUGUGGUCUGCUGGCUCUGGGGAAUGUGAUCAGUGCUCUUGGAGACCAGACCAAGAGAGGGGGACAUGUUCCCUACAGAGACUCCAAACUCACACGACUGCUGCAGGACUCUCUAGGAGGCAACAGCCAGACGCUGAUGAUAGCUUGUGUGAGCCCGUCAGACCGGGACUUCAUGGAGACCCUGAACACACUGAAGUACGCAAACCGGGCCAGGAACAUCAAGAACCGGGUGGUGGUGAACCAGGACAAGACCAGCCAGCAGAUAAGCUCCCUGCGGGCGGAGAUAGCAUGCCUGCAGAUGGAGCUGAUGGAGUACAAGGCGGGGAAGCGCACGGCGGGCGAUGAUGGUGAGGACGGUCUGAGCGACCUGUUCCAGGAGAACACCUUGCUGCAGCGCGACUGCAACACACUGCGCAUGCGCGUCAAGGCCAUGCAGGAAACCAUCGACCACCUCAACACACGCGUCACACAGCUCCUGACUAACGAAGUGGGAGCCCUGCUCACCAAGUCAGGUGAGGGUAACGAGGAGAUUGGGGCGCUAGUUCAAAACUACAUCCGAGAGAUCGAGGAGCUUCGGUCCAAGCUCCUGGAGAGCGAGGCCAUGAACGAGUCACUCCGUCGCAGCGUAUCUCGUCUCUCCUCCCGCUCACCCUUCCCCCCCUCCCACGGCCCCUCCCCCGGCCACCCGCCUGGCCCCUCCCCCUGCAGGUCCAUGGAGGCAGAGAUGACGGACGUGAUUCGCCGAGCCAAGCUGGACAUCGAGAGACUGAAGAAGAAGGAGAGGAGGCAGAGGAGGAUGAGCCCUGAGCUGGAGAAAGGACUGAAGAAACGAGUGAAGCUGCACUCUACCGAGAACGGGGAGGAUGCACAGAACGGGGAGGUUGAUUCAGACGACUACGUAGAGGAUGUGAUGUCUCCCCUCCAGGAGGAAAGUGGCUGUGAGGAGGACGAGGAGGACGAGGAGGAGGGGAGGGACGAGGAGGAGUUUGACAGCGACGAGAGCCUAGUUGACUCCGACUCCGACACGGACGACAAAGCCAAUUUCCAGGUGGACCUGGCUGACCUGACGUGUGAGAUUGAGAUCAAGCAGAAGCUGAUAGACGAGCUGGAGAACAGCCAGCGCCGGCUGCUGCAGCUGAAGCUGCAGUACGAGGAGAAGCUGGUCUUGCUGCAGAACAAGAUCAGAGACACGCAGCUAGAGAGAGACCGUGUGCUGCAAAACCUCAUGUCCAUGGAGAACUACACGGAGGAGAAGGCCAGCCGGAUCAAGUGUGAGUACGAGAAGCGUCUGAAGGAGAUGAACCGGGACCUGCUGAAGCUGCAGGCCGCGCAGAAGGAGCAUGCACGCCUGCUGAAGAACCAGGAGCGCUACGAAAGGGAGCUGAAGAAGCUGCAGAAUGAGGUCAACGACAUGAAAAAGGCCAAGGUGACGCUGAUGAAGCAGAUGAAGGAGGAGCAGCAGAGGAGGAGGAUGGUGGAGGCCAAGAGGAACAGGGAGAUUGCCCAGCUCAAGAAGGAACAACGGCGACAAGAGUACCAGAUCCGUUCUCUGGAGUCCCAGAAGCGUCAGCAGGAGCUGGUCCUGCGCAGGAAGACCCAGGAAGUGACGGCCCUGCGCCGGCUGGCCAAGCCCAUGUCGGAGCGUGCGGCGGGCCGGGUGGCGGGAAGGGUGGGGCGCCGUCCACAGCAGCUGGACUCCGGCACCGAGCUCUCGGCCAGCACCACCUCGUCGGAGACGGACACCAACAGGGGUGUUGGGGGCAGCAGCGUGUCCAGCAUUGUGAGACAGUGGAACACCAAGUACAAUGGGUUCGGCUACCAUGAUGACAAUGAGGGGACCACCAAUGGGACACGCGCAGUCAGCAGGAAGAAGGCCCCUCAGAGGAAGGCAGUGCUCCCUGCUGGCAGCAGCUUCUCCAAGGCGGCUCGUCUAAAGUGGCAGAAGCUGGAGCGCCGGGUUCUGGACAUUGUGAUGCAGCGCAUGACUGUCGCAAACGUGGCGGCCGAUAUGGACCGUCUCAUUAAGAAGCGAGAGGAGCUGUCUCUGCAGCAGGACUCCCUGCUCUGCCGGCGGGAGGUCCUCAUGGCCGAGGGGGAGGAGCGCCUCCUCCAGGAAGCGAACGAAGAGAUUGAGGUCCUCAACGCCAACGUGGACUACAUCAACGACAGUCUGUCAGACUGCCAGGCCACCAUCGUCCAGAUAGAGGAGUCCAAGGAUGAGCUGGACUCGGUGGACACGUCUGUGGUCAUUAGCUCCUGUUCCCUGGCCGAGGCACGCCACCUUCUGGAGCACUUCCUCAAGGCUUCCAUAGACAGGGGACUGCAGGUGGCCCAGAAGGAGGCUCAGAUCCGCCUGCUGGAGGGCCAGCUCAAACAGACGGACGUGAUUGGUUCAGCCCACAACCACAUGAUCCUGGAUGCGCUGCGGGAGAAAGCUGAGUGUAUCCCAGAGCUGCACGCGCUCAUACACAAUGUACAGCAGGAGAACGGGUACACCAGCACAGACGAGGAGCCAUCAGAGUUCAGCCAGGCCUCGGAGGGCAGUGUCUCCUACAUGAAGGAGUCUACCAGUCAUGAUGACUUCAAGCUGAAGAUGGAGCCCUGUCUCUCGGCCCAAAUGAAGGCCGUAUCGGCAGAGUACCUGUGCCCCGUGAUGGACCCCUCCACCAAGGCCAUCACCAAGUCGCUGGCCUCCCUCACCGACAUCCAGGAGGGGAGCCUGGGGGGGCUGAGCCUCUCUGUGCUGGACCCCCUCUACAGGGACAGGGUGUCCCGCACAGUCAGCCUGCCGGUCAGGGGGCACACCUUUCCCAGGCAGUCCCGGGGGUCUGACACCUCCCCUGUGACCAGGAGGAAAUCAUAUGACCGUGGCCAGUCAUACAGGCCUCCUGACGGGGGCUGCACCCCCCCCUCCUCCCCCCCCCUCAGGCUACGCAACGACCGCAACGUCUUCUCCAGGCUCACCAGCAACCAGAACCAGGGCUCCGCGCUGGACAAGUCGGAUGACAGCGACUCCUCUCUCUCGGAGGUGCUCAGGGGGGUGAUCAGUCCCUUGGGGGGGCUGAAGGGGGGGCGGACGACGCCCCUGCAAUGUGUAGCCGCAGCUGAAGGACACUCCAAACCCGUCCUCUGUGUGGAUGCCACCGAUGAGCUGCUCUUCACAGGCUCUAAAGACCGUACCUGUAAGAUGUGGAACCUGGUGACAGGUCAGGAAAUCGUCACACUGAAGGGCCACCCCAACAAUGUGGUGUCUGUGAAGUACUGCUCCUCCUCCUGCCUGUUGUUCUCUGUCUCCACCUCCUACAUCAAGGUGUGGGACAUCCGCGAUUCCGCCAAGUGUGUCCGCACCCUCACCUCGUCAGGUCAGGUGGUGUCGGGGGAUGCGUGUGCUGGCUCCACCACACGCACCAUCACCUUUUCCCAGGGAGAGUACCAGAUCAACCAGAUCGCCCUCAACCCUUCUGGCUCGGUGCUGUACGCUGCCGCCGGAAACUCUGUACGCUCCUGGGACCUCAGCAGGAUGCAGCCAGCAGGGAAGCUGACAGGCCACACAGGCUCGGUCAUGUGUCUGACGGUUGGUCAGUCUAUCCUGGGGAAGGACCAGGUCAUCACCGGCUCCAAGGACCACUAUGUCAAGGUGUUUGAUGUGGCGGAGGGAAUGCUGGGAAACGUAGGCCCGGCUCACAACUUUGAGCCCCCGCACUACGACGGCAUCGAGUGUCUGACUGUGCAUGGAGACGUGCUCUUCAGUGGUUCCCGUGACAACGGCAUCAAAAAGUGGGAUCUGGAUCAGCAGGAGCUCUCACAGCAAAUCCCCAAUGCCCACAAGGACUGGGUGUGUGCGCUGGCCUUUGUGCCCAGCCGGCCCCUGCUGCUAAGUGCGUGCCGGGGGGGCAUGAUGAAGGUGUGGCACGUGGACAACUUCACGCCCAUAGGGGAGCUCCGGGGUCACGACAGCCCCAUCAACGCCAUCUGCACAAACUCCAGACAAAUCUUCACAGCUUCGAGUGAUGGCAGGGUGAAGUUGUGGAGCUAUGUCCCAGGUCUGACUCCCUGUCUCCCUCGGAGGGUCCUGGCCAUCAAAGGCCGCGCCACCAGCCUCCCAUGAGCCUCUGCUCCGCUCGCCGCCUCCCCCGCUCUCCUCUGUGACAUGACAGUGAAGAUCUGGACAGUGAAGAUGGAUAAGGCGACGGUCAACAGCGGCCAUCGUGUAGAUGUCAUCCGCAUGUGACCAGCGGCCAUCGUGUAGAUGUCAUCCGCAUGUGACCUCAUCUCGUGACCUCAGGCGUUCACACAUCAAGGCGAUGCAAAGUGUCAUUUUUUUAUUUUGUGCUUUUUCUACUGCCAUUUCUACUUACAAAGUGCCAACUGAUUUGAAUGAGAUGAAACCCCAUACAUUGUUGCUCUCGAAACUGGCAUUUAAAGGAAAGCAUCAUUUUUACUGAGUAAAACAAAAUGUCCUUGAUCGACAUUCAUAGAUACAGCUGCUGACAGACUGGAGUAUUUGUGUAUUUGUGUUCCGUCAAGGAUAACACGGCAUCCAUAUCCUCAUCCUCAGGGAACGCCAUAUAUGAGCCAAUAGAAUGAGGAGGAGGAUUUCUGCAGGAUUGUUAGUGUUUUGAUCUCCCAUAGGUUGAUGACUGAGUCACACAGGCUGAAGCCUGUGCUGGAAGCUCAGGGGAUGGUGGGGUGCUUUAGGUUGGUGGCAGAAAUCACAAGGAUAUUAUAUAACACACUUAUAGAAACAUGUGACACUGUUCUGAUGUGUUUCUUCUGACCUCCUGUUCAACACUAACCCCUCCCAGCUCCCCAACACUAACCCUGUGGGCCUCAUGUACGUACAUUUGCAAACGUAGCGUUAUUAGCGCCAUGGCCAACCCGCAGAUUGCGCACGCUGUGAUAGUUCAGUUUAUGUCGUAUUUACGAAACCUGCAGUUCAUCGGGUAAUCAGCGCCUUUCACCGCCCACUAUACCGUAAAUUGUGAGCAUUUAAACGCGCAAUUGAAUGGGCCUCUUUCUAUCAAGGAUCAGCCAUCAAAGUCAAAACAGCGAAAACAAAGAUUUAGUGAUAACGAAAUUGAUGUGCUUGUUCAUGAGGUAACAGCGAAUUUAAAUAUUACACAAGGCCGGAAUUCCACACCGACACAAAAAAAUGCAAUCUGGACCGAAAUUACAAAUUCCAGUAUCUGUAAUAUUGCAUGGCUGCUUAAUCUGUAACGUGUAAUGAUUUUGUGUUCACUCUACUGAGAAAGUGUGAUCCUUGUGGCAAAUAUCCUUUCAGAUCGCCUCCUCGAAUGUGUCUUCGUCUUGCUCGGAUUACUGCUGUCAUUUCACCAGGAGGCAUAUGUGAGGGAACCCGCGUGCCUCCAGGUUUACACCUGCUUUUAAGAGGCGCAGAAUUUUCACCGCAAAAUAGAAGCGCACUUUCACAGGCAGUUUUUGUACAUACCGCGGAAUACAUAAUCAGGCGCACUUUACGCAUCCCCUCCCAUCUCUUUAUGGGAAACUCCCACUUUCCCCUUGACCCUCCCGUGAAUGCAUAUGCAUGAAACGGAAAAGCGCAAUUUGCCAUUUUCAGUUCCCGUGACAAGCAGUCUGCGCUUUUACCUCAGUGCGGCAUGUUUGUACAUACCUCGCCAUACUUUUAUGCGCAAAUUGCGAAACAAAUACGCCUGAAGUGGGCGCAAAAGCGUUAGUACAUGAGUCCCUGUGUGUCUAUGUUUCACUCUAAAGGUCCCUCUUCCCCCAGGAGAACUCUUCUUUACCUCAGUGAAACUGGUUCAGGUGUGCUUGUCCAGCUCAGUGUUUGUGUACUUAGGACAUGUGUAGCGUUCUGAUUCCUCAUCUCCUGAAGUGGUGUGAGGUAGCCUGUGAGCUUGCAUGUCUUUGGUCAGAGCUGGCUCCCUGGGAAGCCCAGAUCCAAUAACACCACUAACACCGGCAGUCCCAGAGGAACUAACAAGCCAUCCUCUUAUCGCAGCGAGAAAUGCUCACGCUUGCAGAAAUGGGCUACCCACACACACACCCCUACCCAGAUUACUGUGCACACACACCUCUCCAGUUCACUGCACAUACACACAUAACCACCAACCCAAGAGCUCCACAGGGGUUAAAGUACCAGAUCGUUAUCUCUCUGUCUUCCACACAAAGCCUGAGACUUUCAUGCAGAUCACCCUGAGAGCUCUCUGCUCUCUGGCCCUGUGUGCUGGCCUCUCAGUAGCGCUCCUGUCUGAAGGUUAGCCACGCUGGUGGACAGCCCAGCGCUCCCAGGCUCACUGUGCUGCACUGCUCUGGAGGCUCCAGGCUGGAUUUGUCUAAUUGGAGCUCUCAGCUCGGCAGGCAGCUUAUUUAGGCUGGUGUUGGGGAACUGGGUCAGAGAGAAGAGAGAGAAGAAAAUCUUUCUUUCUGUAUUGAGAUCCUUUCUUCUUUUGUUGAGUCGAAACUACUGCAACUAUCUUGCUACUUUGUGUGUGUGUGUAUGUGUGUGCACGUGCUUUCCUCAUGCCUGUCAGGCUUUGGCACGCCUUUGCAUCCUAGAUUUACCAUCUGCUUAAUGGAACAUUUUUAUCACCCUCAAUCAGAGCCUCCUCAGGCAAACACACACAGAUAGCAAACAUUUUAUUUAAACUUGUAACUCGUAACCAGUAAUGAUAAGAACAUUACUAAGCUUAUCACCCUGCUCCUGUUUUACCGCCUGAUGCAGAUGUACAACAAGAAAAGCAAUGCCAUCUUGAUGCGUAUGUAUCUAUGAACAGUAUAAAUCCAAACAUGCCUCCUGCCACCACACACCCUCCCCCCUUUACAGUUAUUCCUUUGUAAAUUGAGUGUGCUUUACCCUGCUUAAGAUGAGAAAUAAUCGUGUACUGUGCAAUAGAACCUUGGAUCAGAGCAAGAUAUCAGUGGCUUGAAAAACACAGAACAGAGAUUCCUGAUUGUUCUGAUCCCACAUCAAAUCCCAUCCCAUUUUCUAGUAUUUUUCUUAUAUUUGUUAAGAUGUGAGAACAUUGAUUUUAUGAUCUGGUUUCUCACAAGACGCCGAUGCUGCUAGCUGAUAUCAAAACCUACUGGAGGGUUUUUGUUCCUUUAUUGAAGGAUAUGGGAAAUACGAUAAAUCAAUCCUGGUAUUUUUUUGUCUAUAAAUCUAGAAGCGGGAUCGUGAUAGAAUAAUAAAAUGGCAACCCAGUAUAGAUCCCUUCAUGUACCAAAUGCCUUGACUUUUCAAAAGCCAUUUUUAAAGAGACCGUAGUCUCAGACUCUGGUCAAAGAUGGAGGAUUUUUGGGCCUUUCUUCUGUCUCCUGCUAUUAGCCUUAUUCUGUCCGAGUUCCUUUCAUAACAUUCCUCUUCAUAAUGGUCAUCUCAACCUGCAGAGAUAUUUGGUGUGGUGCCCAUGUUGGCCGCUAGAAGGAUAUCCUGGCAUAGCUGAUGAUAAGCGUACAAAGCUAAAGUCUCUGGUGCUAAACCUGGUAACCUACAUGAACACCUCGUUUGACCUCCUGUCCUGGUCAACUGAAACACUGUGUUUCCCACGCACCUGUGUCAUGGCUGCGGACUACUCCAGUCCUGGGAGACUAAAUACCUUUAGUGAUGUGAUUUCAUCGGUCAGUGAAAUUGAUUAUUUAUACUGCUUGAAAAAGAGCCUUCACUAAUGUGUAGUUCUGAAGCCUAAUAUCAGGCAUUGAUGAUCCAAAAACUACAGUUCAAUUCACCGUCAGGCCACGCACCUCUGUAACGAGUCACGAGGUGCACUUCUACUGAGACUUGAACAUUUUGGAAGAGAAACUCCUCAGAUUCUCAGAAACGUCCUUCUCUGGUCUAGUGGGUUGUUCUCCUGUUUCCCACCCACAGCUGUGCCAAUUAAAAACCUUAGCUAGUUUGCUAAGAGCUAGUUUGCUAAGAGCUAGUUUGCUAAGAGCUAGUUUGCUAGGAGCUAGUUUGCUAGGAGCUAGUUUGCUAAGUCGCUAGCUCAGCUUCUUGUCUUGUGUUGCGUUCACUGUGUUCUGCUCUCAAGGCUAAACCUGUCUCUUCUAGCUGCUUUCACUGUUUCUAUCUCUCCUCUCUUUAUGUAGUUGCUAGAGAACACUUGGUAGUGCUGUAGCUUUAAGGUGCCUUGCAUGCAUGUACAUAGGCUGUGGGACUGCAUGAUGAGGACUGGGCCAAAACUGUCAAUCAUUAAGUUUGAAGUUGAACCUUUUGAAAGCUAAGGAUGGUCUACUUAUUAUCAAUGUUAUAAUUUAGUUGUAAAUGUUGAAGAUUCAGUGAUUACUGAUUCAGUGAUUCAUGAAAAAAAGAGAGAUCAGAAUGUCUCAAGAAGCCAAGUGGAGUUCCGCUCAUGUUUGACAGUCUGGCUGGCGUGCCCAUUGUUUAGGAGGUCUAAUCACCUGGCUGGCGUGCCCAUCGUUUAGGAGGUCUAAUCACCUGGCUGGCGUGCCCAUCGUUUAGGAGGUCUAAUCGUUAAACCUUGUCCCUCGAUUUCUGUGACUUGAUAAUUUGUAUAUAUGUGUAGGACUGUAUAUGCUGUUUUUAUUUAAUUAAUUUUUUUAUGUUUGAAUGCUUGGUUAUCUUUUGCCCCAUAACUCCCUGGAGACCCUGAGCAGUUCCUGUACCUGUGAGGGAGCCGGUCAUGCACACAUACUGGUCUGUGUGUGCUUACCUCUGAAACAGGGACUUGGGUCUAAUGUGAUGGUGCUAGUGAGUGAUAUGUCCUCGCUCUCGUCUUGUUGUUUAUCAGUCCCUUUACCCACCUACAAGAGGCAGUAUCCGGUCACUGCACUAUGCCUAAUAAGCACAUUAAGCCUACCGUUACAGCAAAGCUAACAGGCUAACUUCAGCACCUGUAAGUGCAUGAUACUUAAUACCAGUUCAAGCAUGUUCCUCUCCUUCAGGCUAACCGCCUGGAGAGGGAUGAGUUCUCCGCCUUCAGCCCCAACUGCCUCCACACACAAGCAGACAGGAUGGUGGAUGUUAAUUACUGUUUGUCUAUGCUUCCGUUGUUAUUCAGUAAUCAGACUGUAGCGCCUUAGUUGGUAGAUGCUUGUCAUGUUUUCUCUAUUUACACAUUUUCUCGACUGGUUCUAAUUCUAUGGCUGAAAAAACAUUCUGAGCUUACCUCUCAGCUGCUGUGGAAUGCGAGCUUCUGGAGGGUACAUCCUCUCUAUCAGAGAGAACAGGCCUGCCCAGAGGGCACAGUCACCAGGGAGGCUUUAUAUGAGGCAUUGUGAGGUCAUGUGUGGUGGAGAAUCUGAACUUUGACCCUCCCGCAAGAGGGAAGGUAAUUACAGGAUUCAAAGGUCAAACAUGGCUUUUAUUGCACAUGCUCCUCCCUCUGAUCACUGUAAAUAUGUAGAAUUUAUUUUCUUUUUCUUACAAUAUGCAUGUGACCAAACCAUGUAAAAUACCAUGACUGUAAAUACUGUAAGUACAAUUGUAUUUAAUGAAGCAUCAACGUUCUUUCAUGCAAAUAAAAACAAGUCAAAGUCAAAACAUGACAAAAGUAA
Osmerus eperlanus (European smelt) is the source of this 10721-nucleotide messenger RNA. It is a transcript of the gene kif21b, whose product is annotated as kinesin family member 21B. Bases 328 to 5334 code for a protein of 1668 amino acids. Gene Ontology annotation, cellular component: microtubule associated complex. The record is from RefSeq and is a predicted model, not a curated record. Lineage: Eukaryota; Metazoa; Chordata; Actinopteri; Osmeriformes; Osmeridae. The transcript is spliced from 35 exons. Gene Ontology annotation, biological process: spindle elongation; mitotic spindle organization; microtubule-based movement. Gene Ontology annotation, molecular function: ATP binding; microtubule motor activity; microtubule binding.